UGGCCACAGGCGAGGUCGGAAGGUGUGAGCAGAACACGAGAUCGCGGGGAAGCCGCUGCCUGGUGCCUGGGGCGGCUUUCUCUGGAGCAAGUGCCGCUGUCUGGACUCAGGUGUGGCGAACCCCAGACCCUCCCCUGCCGGUAAUUCAGGGCUACGUGGUGCCCAGGCCCCGGGAGACGUGAUAGCGUGCGGUGCACGCUUCCUAGCCUCAGGGCAAGGUCCAGGCCCCGCCGGUCAUGAUGCUCCUCUUUGCCUUGCCUCUGCUCAUGGGCUGGCCUCUGGGAUUCGUUGACUCGGCCUGGACUUAUAAUUUGAAAUGCCAUGAGUGUGCGGUCAUCAACACCUUCAGUUGUUCCAAGAUUAAAACGUGUGACUACAACAUCCGGCGCUGCAUGACAGUCUCCAUCCGUUUGAGUACUCGGGAAAUGCUCGUUUUAAAGAACUGUACAUACAACUGCACUUUUAUGUAUUCAGUCCAUCAGCCUCCUGAAGCCCCCAGAAAAAAAUAUUUUCCUAACAGUUUCUAUUGGGUUAAUUGUUGCGGUUCUAUGACUUGCAAUUUUGGGGGACCUACUAAUCUUGAGAGAGACAUCGCACCCGAUGAUACAAUCGAGGAGGAGCUGGAAGGAACUGAGCGACUGGGGGAGUCGGCUUUGCUCCUGAGCUUUGCCUCCAUCCUAGUCAGCAAUACACUGACGUGAGAAGCCCCUCUGGAUGCUCUGAUUAUGUCCCCAUUUCUCAGAACAAGUUAGAUGUCCUUUGAUCUCUAUGAGCCAGAGACACUGACCCCCACCCCCCCAGACCCCCCUUGGCGAGUUAGCCAUUUCGGGCUUGUUUCAGGAGAGAAAUAAACAACA
Molecule: messenger RNA, 857 nt
Organism: Hippopotamus amphibius kiboko
Lineage: Eukaryota; Metazoa; Chordata; Mammalia; Artiodactyla; Hippopotamidae
Gene: GML
Product: glycosylphosphatidylinositol anchored molecule like
Exons: 5
Coding region: 237-701 (154 amino acids)
Source: RefSeq, a predicted model, not a curated record